AGAUUUUCUGGAGUUAUGAUCAUUCCGGAAAAAUAAAAAUGAAAAUCGUUCAGUAACAAAAUAUUUUUGGUUAAUCACACGUUUGGGUAUAAAAUUUCUUCGAAAAUUGUAUUCUCUAACAAAUCUAAAUUGACGAUGCGGUCUUUGAGAAAGAACUUUUCUCAGUUGCCGAUGGCGGUAAUACAGAGGUGUCCACAUUCGCAGAGCCCAGGGCUUCUUUCGGCCAUUGGCUCUUCGAACGUACUAAGCUCCAAUCGUUGCUUGGACACAUUGUAUGGUGCAGAGUCAUGUGAAGAUUGCGCAGAGUCAUACAGAAUAUCUCCAGCCCGAACUGACCUUAAGAAGAUGGAAAAGCCAGAUCCCUUUAAAAACAAGGAUCCAUGCUGGCAAUCACUUCGUCGUACGGAGUACAAGUGCCGCACUGAUCCCGAGUUUUUGCUGGAUGCAUUCAUUGAUGCAAAGAAGAAAUGUCUCCAGGACCCCUGUGCAUGGGAUGUACCCCGUGCUGAUUUAACCUACUACAGGCCGUCCGACAAAUUAAAGCGCAAGUAUCCACGCACUUGGAUUAAGUGUGUGGUGAAGCGGCGCAAAGUUAAGAUGCAGUGUGCCUGGAAGCCCGUUCCACACGAGCGUCGCAAGUUCCAACGUAUACACAAGACAUCGACCUGUGAAGCGGACGCCUGCGCUUUAGGUGCCCCUCAUUUAAAGCUACAGAUCUGCAGACCUCCAGAAAAAACGACGUGUCCACGUUUAACAAUGCCAUUUUGUAAGACAAGCGUUGUUCCACCCAAAUGCAAAACUAGCGGCAGAAAGCCAUCAAAGUGCCGCAAGCGUUUAACCAAGUACCCUGCAUUCUCAGAGUGCCUUAUAGAUCCGUUACCGACAGCACCACCCGUCGAAUGCAAAUGCCUCAAGACCCCGUCAAUGUGCAGUAUUUGGGAAUACUUCCGUAACAAGAAAUCCUAGAUGAAUUCAGUUAAAUGACGGAUAAAAUUACUUUAAAAUAUUAAUGUCAAUAAUAAAAUAUGCUGAGCCACAUA
Molecule: messenger RNA, 1040 nt
Organism: Drosophila novamexicana
Lineage: Eukaryota; Metazoa; Arthropoda; Insecta; Diptera; Drosophilidae
Exons: 1
Coding region: 136-966 (276 amino acids)
Source: RefSeq, a predicted model, not a curated record